AUGCUUCUGACACUACUGCUCGCUCUUGCUGGCGUGGUGGCCUCCACAGCGCGGUCGUAUGACUAUGGCAUUGAUAUAGACCAGCUCAUUCGCAGACAAGAUCCUGCGGCCAAGAUUAUUGUCGGCAAGUUGCCGCUGGCUUCUAAUGGAAGCACGCCCAUCAGACCCGAGAUUCGCGACAUGAGAAAGAACGGUUACAUGUGGGAUCUAUACAUUCUGGCGCUGAGUAUGUUUCAGUCUGUCGGCCAAGACCAGUCGCUAUCGUGGUACCAAAUUGCAGGUAUACAUGGUGUUCCUUUUCAGCCUUGGAAUGGCGUCCAGCCUGCACCAGGGGCAAGCCAGUCGGGCUACUGCACUCACAGCUCGGUCUUAUUCCCGCUGUGGCACCGGCCAUAUCUCGCGCUCUAUGAGCAACAAAUGUUCAAACUGGCAAAUGCUAUCGCUGGGCUAUUUACCAACGCGACGGAGCGAAACUUGUACCAGCAAGCCGCAUCCCGAUUUCGUAUUCCGUACUGGGAUUGGAGCUUGCCUGCUCCCCCUGGCGAGACACAUUUCCCCGACUGCUUCUGGAGCCCGGUGAUUUUGCAAUACGGACCGAAUGGACUACAGCACAUUCGCAACCCGCUCUUUUCGUACAUGUUUCAUCCGGUAGAGGAAGACGCCUUCAUCUGGAACCCGCUCAAACGCUGGAGUGAGACCAAGCGAGCUCCGAACAUGACGGUUAGCGAGACCGCACCGCCCUCGGAGAACUUUCAAGUCAGCGCCGCGCUCUUGUCGAAACUGCCCGAGUUGCAGCAGCGACUCUAUAUCAUAUUCUCUAAUUAUCACGAAUUCAAUGCCUUUAGCAACAAAGCCUGGGCAUCGUCCCAAAAAGCGUCAAAUCUUGACUCACUUGAAUCGAUCCACGACAUUAUUCACCUGUACGGAGGCCUGAAGGGCCACAUGACAGUCGCCUUGCAGCAGUCGCUUGUGCGCAAGAUCAACACCUGGUAUGGCGCUUCCAGUCCCGCAGGAAUUGCCGCGAAGGAUUCACAGCUCCGAGUGUCCGCAUUGGAAAAGACUGGCGGGCUUUGGAGUACGAAGGCGUCGAAAGGCGUGCCAAAUAUUAAGCUGACGGCCACGGAUCCUCCUUCCGACAAGAUUGUCAAAGCGGGCGCGUACACGGAAUGGAUUGCCAACGUCCAAGUCAAUGUCGAGGCAUUGGAAGGAGUUUUUGACGUGCACUUCUUUGUAGGCGCACCCGCCGACAAUCCGACAGACUGGACUUUGUCGCCAAACCAGAUUGGCACUGUGGCGAUUUUUGCUAUGAAUCAUUCAACGGGAUCGCAAUCCAAAAUAUCUGGUACACUACCGCUAACGACGGCGCUCAUGAAACUCGUUGCGACUGGAACUUUGCCCAACUUAGAUCCAAGCGCCGUAACACCUUUUCUCCGGCGCACACUGGAGGUCAGAGUGCGCAGCCACAACGACAGUGUGGUCGAUUUAGCUCGAGUUGAGGGUCUACAUAUCGAAAUUUCCAGCACCUGCGUCAAAGUCCCUGCGAGCGAUGUCGAGCUCCCUACCUGGGGCGACUCUACAUUGGAGUUGACAGUAUGGCGCGAUGAAAUAUCAUAG
Molecule: messenger RNA, 1614 nt
Organism: Cordyceps fumosorosea ARSEF 2679
Lineage: Eukaryota; Fungi; Ascomycota; Sordariomycetes; Hypocreales; Cordycipitaceae
Product: tyrosinase precursor
Exons: 5
Coding region: 1-1614 (537 amino acids)
Molecular function (GO): oxidoreductase activity
Source: RefSeq, a predicted model, not a curated record